Messenger RNA from Medicago truncatula (barrel medic), 2238 nucleotides. Its product is annotated as CDPK-related kinase 3. Gene Ontology annotation, molecular function: ATP binding; calcium ion binding; protein kinase activity. The record is from RefSeq and is a predicted model, not a curated record. Bases 210 to 2000 code for a protein of 596 amino acids. Gene Ontology annotation, biological process: protein phosphorylation. The transcript has 11 exons. Lineage: Eukaryota; Viridiplantae; Streptophyta; Magnoliopsida; Fabales; Fabaceae.
CACAAGAGUGAGAACAGAACAGAAGAGAACAGAGUAACAGACCAGACCCUGUCUCUGUCUUCUUUCUCUCUCUACAACUCUUCUUUCUACCUGACUCAGACUCACUCAACAAAAUAAAUUCUCUGAUUUUAUCGUUUUCCUUUUCUUUCACCAGAUCUCACUGUUUACAACCGGAUCGAAUGUCCGCACUCUGAUCACAAUUCAAUUAAAUGGGUCAGUGUUACGGGAAAACGGUUCCCGGCGCCGGCAGCCACCGUCAACAAAACACAACCACCAUAAUUGACACUUCCGCUGGUGAUGGUGACGGCAGUCGUACUCCUUUACCAUCCUUCGCCAACGGAAUUCCAUCUGUCAAGAACACGCCAGCUCGCUCUUCUUCACACGCCAGUCCAUGGCCUAGUCCUUACCCUCACGGCGUGAACCCGAGUCCAUCGCCAGCUAGGGCCUCCACGCCCAAAAGAUUUUUCCGGCGACCUUUUCCGCCGCCUUCUCCUGCGAAGCAUAUAAGGGAGUCUCUAGCGAAGAGGCUUGGGAAGGCAAAGCCUAAAGAAGGUCCAAUACCGGAGGAGCAUGGUGUGGAAACGGAUUCACAGUCGCUUGAUAAGAGCUUUGGGUAUAGCAAGAAUUUUGGAGCUAAGUAUGAGUUAGGGAAAGAAGUCGGACGAGGGCAUUUUGGUCAUACUUGUUCUGCUAGGGCAAAGAAAGGUGAUCUCAAAGAUCAACCUGUUGCUGUUAAGAUCAUUUCCAAGUCCAAGAUGACCUCGGCAAUAGCAAUUGAAGAUGUCCGUAGGGAAGUGAAGCUAUUGAAAGCUCUGUCAGGCCAUAAGCAUCUUAUCAAAUUUCACGAUGCUUGUGAGGAUGCCAAUAACGUGUACAUAGUUAUGGAAUUGUGUGAAGGUGGGGAGCUUCUUGACCGAAUUUUGUCAAGGGGAGGAAGGUAUACCGAGGAGGAUGCAAAAGCUAUUGUUUUGCAGAUUCUAAGCGUAGCUGCCUUUUGUCAUCUUCAAGGUGUUGUGCAUCGUGACUUGAAGCCUGAGAAUUUCCUCUUCACUUCAAGAAGUGAAGAUGCUGAUAUGAAGCUUAUUGAUUUUGGUCUCUCUGACUUCAUCAGGCCAGAAGAACGGUUGAAUGACAUUGUUGGGAGUGCGUAUUAUGUUGCACCUGAGGUUCUUCACAGGUCUUAUAGUGUGGAAGCAGAUAUAUGGAGUAUUGGUGUUAUCACCUACAUCUUAUUAUGUGGAAGUCGACCAUUCUGGGCACGAACCGAGUCUGGAAUCUUUCGUACAGUUCUCAGAGCUGAUCCUAACUUCGACGAUUUACCUUGGCCCUCUGUGUCUCCAGAGGGAAAGGACUUUGUCAAAAGGCUCCUAAACAAGGACUACAGGAAAAGAAUGACUGCCGCUCAAGCUCUAACUCACCCGUGGUUGAGGGAUGAAAGUCGUCCGAUCCCUUUAGAUAUAUUAAUUUAUAAGUUGGUGAAGUCUUAUCUUCACGCGACACCAUUCAAACGUGCAGCUGUGAAGGCCCUUUCGAAAGCAUUGACGGACGAUCAGUUGGUGUAUCUUAGAGCGCAAUUCAGAUUGUUGGAACCAAAUAGAGAUGGGCACGUCUCCCUCGACAACUUCAAAAUGGCUCUUGCACGUCAUGCAACUGAUGCCAUGAGGGAAUCAAGGGUUCUUGACAUCAUACACACGAUGGAACCGCUUGCGUAUAGAAAGAUGGAUUUUGAAGAAUUUUGUGCAGCUGCCACUAGCACAUAUCAAUUGGAGGCACUUGAUGGGUGGGAAGAUAUUGCCUGCGCUGCAUUUGAACAUUUUGAGAGUGAGGGAAAUCGUGUGAUAUCGAUUGAAGAAUUAGCAAGAGAGCUAAAUCUUGGUCCUUCGGCGUAUUCAGUUCUCAGAGAUUGGAUUCGAAAUACUGAUGGAAAGCUUAGUUUACUUGGAUAUACAAAAUUUUUGCAUGGUGUGACUCUGCGGAGUUCACUACCAAGACCUCGUUAGUCUUGAGCCCGUUGGCACAUAAAGGCGGGAUAAAAGAUUUAUAGGUUUAUUUAUAGAUUUAUAAGGAUUAUUUUUUUCUUUAUUUAUUUAUCUUUCGGGGUGGCGAAAAGUGGAAUGUGUAUAAAUGAAUGUGUUGGCAAAUAUGAGAAAUGUUGAGUAAAUUUUAUGUUUUUUUUUUUUUUUGACAGUAAAUUUUAUGUUAAAAUCCCCUCCUCUUGCCAUAUUUUGCAGAUAUAUA